AUUGGUUUUCAGUCAUAAAACGCGCGUCAACCAAUUCGGUUAAAUCAAAAUAUAUUUCCAAGUUGUUAAUAAUUUUUGUGCUGUGUCUGCUUAAAUAUACUUCUGUGUGGGUGUAUCAAUGUUUUGGAAUUCGAAUAGUAAAAACAAAAGCUGAAAGAUGAAUAAAAAAGUAAACAAAUUCGAAAAUUGUAAACAAAUGUGCAAAAACCAAACGAAUUACUAGCUACAAUUGAAAUAAAUUGUGUACUUUAUAAUAAAUAUAAAGCAUAUUUGCAAUUGGGAGAUUUGAGCUGAAUAUAAUACAUUUUAUCUCAUUAUAUUUUGUAAAAACGAGUAUAAGUUAUUUUAACAAACGCGGAGAGGAUAAAUCCUAUAAUUGUGCAAAGCAAAGCAAUUUUGUUUUCUGUAUAACAACGCAAAAGCCGCAAUACGCGUAUGGGUAUGUGUGUGUGAUAUAGCAAUGUAGUGAAGCUAGCUGGUGGGUGGCUUGCAUUUUCCAGGCUGAUACAUUGUCCUUCAACAAUUUAGCGUAAUGUCACGCCAUAUGUAUGGUCUACGUAGUGUAUAUAUCAAAAAAUAAUAGUGUUGAGUAUAGUUUGUUAAAGAAAAAUAUAUAAAAAGCAUUUAUUUUAAAGUGUUGGAGCGCCGUUGUCGGCUCCCACAGGAAUACCAGUGAUUAGUCAUCGCGUUCGAUAAAAUAAUAACAACAAAAGUGACCGGGUGUCUUCCGCAACAUAGACCCCUUCCAAGUGUCAGCAAAUCGCUAUACAAACACACGUGCUGUGUUAUUUAUACAUACAUAUAUACAUAAAUGUGCAAAAACAAAUGUGUCUAAAGGAAGUAGUAGUGCGCUAUAAAAAUAGAUUUAUACACGCAAAUUUAACGCUACUGAUAUAAAAAUAAAAGUGAAUAAAAAUACGUCAUGUGGCCUACGUUCUAUACGUAUCCCUGCAUUUGACAACACAAAAACAACAUACGCGAAGUAAACUCAACUCGUUGGAGGCCGUGCUGACAUUCGACGCAUAUUCGUACAUAUCUGCAUAGACGACGGUGUGUGUGUGUUUGUCAGUGUUUUUGCCAUCAUCUAUAUUCUUCCUUUCAAGUCCAUCAGCGAAGCACUUGAGUUUGUGUCUUCCAACGACGACGCAUUUUUUCAUUUUGUUUUUGCAUAACUUGUUUUUUAUAAGAAUUUAUAUAAACUGGUAUAAAUUCUUAUUGGAUUGCGUGCGUCUACGAGUUUAUUUCAACUUGGCCUUCGCAUUUUGAUUUGUGGCCAAGAUGAGCGAACGCAAAUUCUCACGCGUCCUAAACAGCAACAAAGCCGGUAUGGCAGCACAGCUGCGCGACUCCGUUUCGCAGGUGGUGCGGCAGAGCACAGCGCUGAGCAAAUCUCAUGUGGUGGAACCUAUCGAUUUUGAGGGUUUUGUUGCGAAAAACAAAAUGCUUAUACAAAAUGAUCCACAGCGGGAGCUCUUGAUGUAUCCCAAUGACGAUGUGUCGGAAAUCGUCAUGCCUCGCAAACAACGCACAAAUACCAAAUCAAUUAUCGAUCGUUUCGAACCGCCUAACGAAGCUAUCAUUUGCCCCUUACAUGGUGGCACUAAUGGCACCAGUAACGGCGGCUCAAGUAGUGUUUCCAUUUCACGUCAGAGUAGUCACACAAAUAGUCCAAAGACGACACAACGCCAAAUUAGCAGUCAAUCCAACUCGAAUGUACAAAAUGGUAAUCUCUCGAGAAAGAGCUCACAGAGUUCAUCUACCAAAAUACAGUUAUCCAUCAAAUCACCAACUUCCUCACACGACUCCUAUGAAUCUGCGCUUUCGACUGCCGGCUCUGCUGGUGGCGGCAUUUUAACUUCCACUUCACAUUCAUCCUCAUCGUCCACAUUGAAAUCGAAUAUACUCGCACAACCCGAAGAAGAUGAGGAUUUGGACGGCUCCGAUGGUGCGGAUGGCAUGAGUUGCAAUGGCAGCAGUGGCGGUACACGCGCCGAAUGUACACGUUUCACACGUCAAGCGUUGUAUACAUAUCGUGCGAAGAAUCAUCUCAUACAUUACAAGUACAGCGCUUAUGGUGGCACGUGUCAUGAUUUGCCAAAAAUAAAUCCACCCGAAGCUUUAAUAGAGGAAGUGUAUGAGAUUGAUGCCGAUCAGGAUCGUAUUGACGAGCAAAUGACACGAUCUCAAGCGGAUUCGAUCACAAAGCAGGGGUACUUGUUGAAGGGUCCCGACUCCGGUUCGGAUCGCAUGUUUGUGAAUAUCGGGAAUAAGUCCUUCAAAAGGAGGUAUUGCUAUCUGCGCCAGGAGGUCGACGGCACCUACAUACUCGAAUUACACAAGGAUGAGAAGCAAGGCGAGGCUAAAGCAACAAUAGUCAUGGACUUUUGCACAGAAGUGGUGCAGAAUCCAAAACGCGGCCGCUUUUGCUUUGAACUCCGAAUGACCGCCGGCCAUAAAUCGUUUACGCUCGCCGCCGAAAACGAGGAGGAAUUCAAGGAUUGGCUAAGUAAGCUUUCGCUGGUGCUGCAACAAAACAAAAUACAAGAGGAUAAACGCGUUGCCUCUUUGGAGCGCGCACCACAACCAAACACCAGCAACGUUAUCUUUGGCACAUUGAAAGGUCUGGAUCAGUCCAUGAACCCACAGCUGAUUAAGUAUGGUCGUGAAACGGACAUUUCAAUUGCGCAGUCGCGACGGGAGCAUCGCCGACGACUCUUCGCCUGCUACCAAUCGACGGGUAAAGCAACAAGCAACGACAGCAUCGAUCAGUUUCGUGAACAAUUCGGCAAACGUAUCUUUAUCGCCUGUAAGGGCUUGCGUUUUCGCUUGCAAUGCGCCGGCACUGAUGGUCUGGAUGGUGAGAAUCUAUGCCAAGUGGAACCGUACAUCACCAGCAUGGCGCUGUAUGAUGCGCGCAAUGGCCGCAAAUUAACCGAAUCGUUUUACUUCAAUGUGAACGAUGACACAGUCAGUGAUAUGCUACCCACGACGCCAGUGCCGAACUCGGUGGCGGCUUGUUGUGUGCCACAGCGACGCGGCGAUGAGCGGGAUGAGCGUGCGCACAGUAACGGCGGCGCACGCGUACAAAACUCCCUACUAGAGAAUCUCUCUGGUGAUCUGCUGCGUUGCGGCAAAGAACACUUCACGCACUUACGUCAGGCGGUAUUCUCAGUGACAGCGCCACAUCCAGAUAUCUACUUGGUGCUGAAGGUGGAGAAAAUACUGCAAGGCAGCAUAGUGCAAGCGGCCGAACCCUACUUGAAGACUGGUCGCGAUCCAAAGAUCGCAUUAAAACUACACAAAACGGCGCGUAAUUAUGCGCAAAACAUUGGACACUAUCGACAACCGUUCGCAUGGGCAGCCAAACCACUGUUUCGCAGCUACCGCAACGAAUUGGAUACGGAGAAUAAUACAUUCGAAUUGACGACCAUCUACCGACAGGAGGCGAAUAAGUUGAAGGAUGAGGAGCUGUUGAAAUUGUUGGCGGAAUAUCGAAAGCCCGACAAGCUGAGCAAGCUCACAGUGAUACCAGGUUAUAUGAAAUUAACCGUUGAAGAGGUGGAGAAAGUGUCAGGUUCCUUUACUAAGUCUUUAGUGCCGCUAGCUAACUUCACAUUUCCACCCAAACCGCCCACGCUCGAGCUGACCGAAUUCCAAAGCAAUAGCAAGCGCGACACCUAUCCCUACAUAACAUUCUGCAAUCACUUAUUUGUCUAUCCGCAGUAUUUGCAAUUCGAUAGUCAAAAGUUAUUUUCGCGUGCACGCAACAUAACGGUGGUGGUGGAGUUGCGCGACUCGGACGAGGAGGGCAGCAAACCAUUGAAGUGUAUUUACGGUCGCCCUGGUCAUGAUUUCCUAGUCUCGCAAAUCGCUUGCCCCGUGCUGCAUCACCACACCACACCCACUUGGUAUGAGGAGGUGAAAAUGCGUUUGCCAUUGGGUCUCUUCCCCGAGCAUCAUUUGCUCUUCUCCUUCUAUCAUGUGUCGUGCAAUCUGGGCAAGAAGCGUGAUGCCAAUGCCGCUUUUGAAACGCCGAUUGGUUAUGCUUGGUUGCCGUUGUUGCAGAAGGGUCGCAUCAAUCUCGAAGAUCAAAACAUUGCGGUUGCGGCGACACUACCGGCCGGCUAUCUGUCGAUACAGCCUCUGGGGCUGGGCAAAGGGCAGAAUUGUGGUCCCGAGAUACAAUGGAUCGACAGUCAGCGACCACUCUUCGGCGUCGCCUUCCGCAUGGACUCCACCGUAUUGACGGCCGAUCAGCAUUUGCAUAACUUUUUCGCACAUUGUGAACGGCUGUUGGAGGGUGGCAAAACCACAGCGUUACCCGCUGAAACGGAAACCUGUAAAAUACUCAAGGCGGCGCAUGCGAUCGAUAUUAGCACGCUGAUUAAUUUCCUGCCAACCGUUUUGAAUGAACUCUUCACGCUGCUCGUGCAUACACAGUCCGAGGAUAUCGGUUUGAAUAUCAUACGCCUGCUGAUCAACAUCAUACACAUGCUGAUCGAUGAGGCCAGUCGCAAGGAAUUGCUCAGCGCCUAUGUGAAGUAUGUCUUCCAUGCGCCCUACUACAGUCAGAAGACAUCGCGUACAGUGCAUGGUGAGCUGUGCAAAUAUCUGCCGACCAUUUUGCAUCCGAACAAUACCGAUUUUCUGAUCGUCAAUAAAUUCAUGCAUUACUCGGGUAUAUUCUUCGAUUUGAUCAUUAAAAGUAUGGCGCAACAUCUAUUGGAUACGGGCCGUAUACGUAUGCUGCGUAACGAACGGUUUCCCAAAGAAUAUCCAACGCGUGUGGAGAGUUUGAUAAAAGUGCUGACAUCAUAUCUAAUCUCGCGCUACAAAGAUCUGCCGGUGGAGACGCAACAGUUGAAUCGUUCGUUGUCGCAAUUUGUGCGUCGCUGCCUCAGCUACAUGGAUCGUGGUUUCGUCUUCAAGUUAAUCAAAUACUAUAUGGAACAGUUUGAGCCGGGCGGUCAGCGUACGUUACAAGAGUUUAAAUUCGAUUUUCUAGCGGAGAUUUGUCAGCACGAACAUUAUGUGCCGCUGAAUUUGCCAUUCGUGCUGAAUCCGAAGAAUCGUCCUCCAGAAAUGAUGCUGCACUUCACGCUCUCCGAAGAGUUCUGUCGCCAACACUUCCUUGCCGGUUUGUUGCUGCAAGAGCUGAAACAUAGUCUGAACGAGGCGAGCGCAGUGCGACGCCAUGCGCUGCGGAUCUUUAAGAAUCUACUCGCCAAACAUGAGCUCGACGAUCGCUAUCAGAAUCGUGGUCAACUCUCACGCAUAGCACUGCUCUAUGUGCCAUGGUUGGGUAUAGUCAUGGAAAAUGCGCACCGUAUCGAUGAUUUGUCGGGUGUGGCAACGCCAAAUGGUCACGUCUACGCCGAUUCGGCUUCAUAUACACAGCGCUUAUCAUGUUCCAGCAGUUAUGUUUUCGGUAAGGACACAGUCUUGAAUUCGUCAACGUCGACGCCGCGUUCGAAAAAUCGCAUGACGCUGCAUAUUGAACAUCCGAGUCCACUGCGCGCCUCGGUGUAUGUCAGAGAUACGGCGCACCCAGGCACUGCGCCGCUCGCCAAUGGCAAUUCGGAGAGUUCGCUGAAUACGCUUAAUUCCGAUUCGCAAAAUUCACAGGAUACGCCCACUUUGGGCGCAGUCACAAAUGGUCACCAUGUCACCGACCUGACGGAUGUAGCCAUGCGCAACGGUCACAAUCGCUCGCUUCUGCACGGCUUGAAUAGUUUGCCGCGUUGCGAUAAAUUUAAUACGGCGGAGAGUAAAGAUCUCUUGCUCGGCUUUCUCUUUGUAGUCAAGCAUUUAGCACAAGAUCAAAUGAUCGGUUGGUGGCAGAAUUGCACAGAAACCGAAACGCUUGCGUAUCUCAGCAUACUGGAUUUGUGUCUGGUGCAAUUCCGUUAUGUGGGCAAGAAGCAUAUCAACCUGGCGGACGAUGGUAAGGAAGCGCGUGCGGCGCGCACCGCCAAAGCCAGUACUUUGCCCGCGCGCAUGCAGCCGCCAAACGCGGAACAGGCGGCCAACGGUAAUGGCAACGCACAUGAAUCAGGUACACUGUCGCAUACGCAGAACCGUGAGAACCUCGUUGAGGAGACGGCGCGCAGUCAACAGGCGUUGUACGAGUCCAAUUUGGCCACCGAAAUCGGUAUGAUUAUACUGGAUAGUCUCGGCUUGUAUGCCGUGCAUUUCCGUGACAAAUUGGGUGAUAGUCUGGUGUUGCCGCAGCUAGCGCGCGUCUAUCUGCGUUUCCUGCAGUUGGGACAGUCGGAGAGAUUAUCGAAACAUGUGUUCGCUGCACUGCGCGCGUUCAUCAACAACUUCUCACCGGCGCUUUUCAAAGGUAACGCUACGUUGUGUGGUCAAAUGGUUUAUGAGCUGUUGAAGGGUUGUGACAGUCGUCUAGUCGCCAUACGUCACGAGUCAUGCGCCGUACUCUAUCUGCUGAUGCGCAGUAACUUUGAAUAUACCGGCCGUAAAGGCCUCACACGCGUACAUCUACAAGUGAUCAUCUCGGUUUCGCAAAUGAUCGGCAAUGUGAUCGGUUUGAAUAAUGCGCGCUUCCAAGAGAGUCUCUCCAUGAUUAACAGUUACGCUAAUAGCGAUAAAGCCAUGAAGGGUACCGGUUUUCCAAUGGAGGUUAAAGAUCUGACGCGUCGCGUGCGUACCGUACUGAUGGCGACCGCGCAAAUGCAAGCCCAUCACAUGGAUCCCGAACGUUUACUCGAACUACAGUAUUCACUAGCAAACUCAUACGCGUCGACACCCGAACUGCGUCACACCUGGCUCAUAACGAUGGCGCGCAAUCACGAACAGAAUGGUAACAUAUCGGAGGCGGCUUGCUGUCAUCUGCACAUCGCCGCGCUCAUGUCGGAGUAUUUACGCUUACGCGGUGGCUGCAACAUCAACUGGGGCGCCUCGGCGUUCAAGAAGAUAUCACGUAAUAUACCGCGUGACGAGCAAGGCUUGAAGUUAGAUGCGGGUGCACAGGAUUCUCAAUACACCGAACAAAUGUUGUUGGAUCAGUUGAAACAAUGCGCUGAUUUUCUGGAUCGUGGCGAACGCUUCGAGUGCUUGGGUGAUCUUUAUAAACUCAUUUUGCCCAUGUAUGAGCGCAAUCGUUCAUACAUUGAGUUGGCGCAGUCGUAUGAGCAUCUUAUGCAGGCGUACAAUAAGAUCGUUGAAGUGAAUCGUUCGGGCAAACGCAUGCUGGGGCGUUUCUAUCGUGUUGUGUUCUUUGGAAUGGUUUACUUUGAGGAUGACCAUGCAGUAGAGUUUGUUUACAAGGAACCAAAACUAACCUCACUUAGCGAGAUAUCAGAGCGUCUUUCGAAACAAUAUAAAGAGAAAUUCGGCGAGGAUGUCGUCAAGAUGAUAAUGGACUCAUCACCGGUGGAUCCCAAUGCGCUCGAUCCCAAAUUGGCCUACAUACAAGUCACCCACGUCAUACCAUUCUUCAGCAAGGAAGAGCUCGAUCAGCGCCUCAACGAAUUCGAACAAAAUCACGAUGUCGACACUUUUAUGUACGAAACACCAUUCACGAAAUCCGGUGCGGCGCGUGGCAGUGUCGAGGAGCAAUGGAAGCGCAAAACCGUCAUCAAAACCACCUACUCCUUCCCCUACGUACUAAAACGCAUACCGGUCAAAUCACGCGAAAUCAUCGAGCUGAGCCCCAUCGAGGUGGCUAUCGAUGAAAUGCAAACAAAGGUUUCCGAACUUGAAGAGGUUAUACUGCCGCCAGCCGAUGUAAAGAAGCUACAACUGCGUCUACAAGGCAGCGUAGCGGUUACCGUUAAUGCGGGACCACUUGCUUAUGCGCAAGCGUUUUUAGAUCCCAAAAUAGUGUGUAAUUUCUCUAUAGAUCGUGUGGAGGAUUUGAAGGAUAUCUUUAGAGACUUCGUUAAGGUCUGCAACACCGCGCUGCAGCUGAAUGCGCGCAUGAUUAGCAGCGAUCAAGCGGAAUAUCACAAUGCGCUCGCCGACAAUUAUCGCAAGCUGUGUCAAGCACUCAGCGAGCUACUCGGUGAGCCGUUUCAGCCUUUGGAUGAUAGCGUCAACAGUGGGCAACGCAAUAGCAUGGCUUUAUUUAAUGCAAUCAGUGGGGCUUCGCAAAAUUCAAGUUUUGGUUUUGCAGUGUAUUAAGUUAUAACAAACAGCAACACAAGUCACAAAUAAUGCAAUAAAAUGCAAAAGUACACCCAUACAUUCUCACACCAACACAAGUACAAUAAAAAUUAAGCGAUUUAAUGAAUUUACAACAACAACAAGAAAAACAAUUGACACACAUAUGUAAUUUAGAAGUAAAAUGCAUAUGUAAGCAAAACACAAUAGUUAAAGGACAUGAAAAAACGAGGCGAUGAGCGAAUCGAAAUUUAUGAAAUGAGUACAAGAGAAAUCUUUAACUAAUAUAUACACAAAUAUACAGUAAUGUAUGUGCUUUAACAGUUAAAAACAUUAUCUGAAGAAGCGUUUUGGUUAUUUAGAGCAGCAAAUAUGUAUUAAAUAUUAUUUAUUCAUAUAAAUAUUAUAUGACUCAGUUGAAGGGCGUAAAUAAUUGGUACACAAACAGCAAACAAAAACAACACGCGUACAUACAUAUGUAGUACUAGUGCAUAUAUUCGUAUUUGAUUUAUAAUUUACUUCGCUUUAAUUAUUUAUACAUAAGGCUUAGCAUGCAUUUAGCCAUAACAAAAUGCUUAACAUUCAUUUUUGUUAGUUAUUUUUAUUGUUUAUUAUUAAUUAUUAAAAAAAAUAAAUAUUUAUACACAAAAAAAUUGAGAUUGCAUUUAAAACACAAAAUAUUUAAUCAUAUAUGUAUAUUUAUUUAAUUUUAAGCGGAAAAAAUAAAAAAAGGUUAGAUACAUGUGCUUACAUACGUAAAUGCGUAUCUAAUAAAAGUAUUUAUAUUUUUUCAAAACUAUUUAUUUACGAACGAUAUAUAUUUAUUAUUGUCUAAAAUUGCGUUUCUCAUGAAAUUGCAAUUCUUUACAUAAAAAAAUCACAUAAAUUAUAUACAUAUGUAUAAAAGUAUGUAAUUGUUUAGAUAAGCGUAUGUAUGUAUGUUUCCACUAUUAUAAAAAUAUUAAUAUGUAUUUUUUGUUUUUUUUGUAAAUAAUAAUUUAUAAGUCGAAAUUAUAUAUUGCUUUAAUUGUAUAUGUCUGUGCUUAUCAAAAACUAUAAUAUUGGUCGUUAAUGCAGUAAUGCAAAGCUCAGUUUAAGGCAGCAGUGAGAAGUUGUGAACGAUUUUGAGAAGAAAAAAAUU
Messenger RNA from Zeugodacus cucurbitae (melon fly), 9265 nucleotides. RefSeq names its product dedicator of cytokinesis protein 9 (gene Ziz). Bases 1279 to 8145 code for a protein of 2288 amino acids. Gene Ontology annotation, molecular function: guanyl-nucleotide exchange factor activity. Gene Ontology annotation, biological process: positive regulation of GTPase activity; small GTPase-mediated signal transduction. The transcript has 14 exons. Lineage: Eukaryota; Metazoa; Arthropoda; Insecta; Diptera; Tephritidae. The record is from RefSeq and is a predicted model, not a curated record.